Molecule: messenger RNA, 2956 nt
Organism: Syngnathus typhle (broad-nosed pipefish)
Lineage: Eukaryota; Metazoa; Chordata; Actinopteri; Syngnathiformes; Syngnathidae
Gene: hlcs
Product: holocarboxylase synthetase (biotin-(proprionyl-CoA-carboxylase (ATP-hydrolysing)) ligase)
Exons: 10
Coding region: 137-2743 (868 amino acids)
Biological process (GO): protein modification process
Cellular component (GO): cytoplasm
Molecular function (GO): biotin--[biotin carboxyl-carrier protein] ligase activity
Source: RefSeq, a predicted model, not a curated record
CAAUCAUGGCCGACCUGCUGCGCAUGCGCCCCGCCCGUUGUUGUUUCAGACCAACUGGUAGCUUGUACUUUCUUCGUGGCUCAGAUCAAUCAAACAAUAAAUAAUCAGCAAUGACACAUCCCGCGAAAGUUUUAGGAUGCUGAUAACCUUGUGUUACGUGUAUUUGUGGGUGCGCUUCCACAAAUGUUGUUCAGGGCUGAUUGGCAACAGCGUCUCAAGGGUGACAAGCAGCCUGCGCUUCUUCCGCACUUGGCGCUGUCGUUGUUCUUCGUCGUCCUCUGUAUCGGUCCUGCCAGCCAAUUCGGUCCCUUCAAGCCAGCGCUCGCCUGUCCUUUUGCAGCUGGGAGACGAGUCACUUGCUGUUGCGGAAUCCAAGGAUCUUCAACUUUUACAGUUGCCCAAGCGGUCUGACUUUUGCCGACCUUUGGCUUGCCGCCCCGGCCGGUUGACAAUUGUUGACAAUUUCGGUCGACUGGCUGCAGCUUUCUUCGAAGAUCGCCUACAACUGGAUAAUGGACUUGUGCCAUCAAAGAUUGGCCUGCUCAGCCUCCACGAAUCCAUUCUUGGUGAAUUGCUCCAAUGUCCAGUGGAUGUAAAGUCAGUUCCGUUUGACGACAACAACCAGGGUGUCAACGGUCAGCCUUUGUCUUGCCGCAUGUUACCCUACCUCCAAAACCCCCAGUUCUGUCAAAGUGAGACACUUCUUACUUACCCUUGUGCAAAGAAGAACAAAGAAAAUCAAAGAGGGUCAGGACCAACUUGCUUCAGUCAGGAUCAAGGUACCAAGGUCUCUGAGCAAAAUCAUCUUCACAUGGAGAACCACAGGAAAUCGCUCCACCUCUCGAGCUGCCCCGAAUGCCUUGAGCUGGAGAAUAGCACAAUCCUCUCUGUCAAAUACACGUCCGCAAAGAGCAUUUCAAAUACGCCUCCAGACGACUUGCUGUGCCUGGAUAGUGAGGAUGGCACUUUUCCCGACAGUGAGAAAGAUGCCAGAAGUUCUUUUUGCCAAAGCCACCAAUUUGAAUACGACCACAAACUGCCGCCAAAUGUUUUGGUCUACACAAAUGGUAGCAAAGAGCGCUUCCGAGCAGUUCGUCGGCUUUUAACCGAGUGUCUCGACAUGGAAAAGUACAUUAUAUAUUCUCUUCAGCCACAUCAAGUCCUGAGUGAACCUUGGAUGGAGAACUCCAGGCUCUUGGUGCUCGCAGAGGAAGAAGUGCUCACCCCCCAGCUUCACACAAGAUUUCUGAACUACCUGAGCAACGGUGGGAGCGUCCUGGGCCUGGCUUCCUCCCUGUGCCCUGCAGGCAUCUCUCUGGAGAACAGAGAGCAACAACCUAGGCAAGUGCGCCGACUGAGUUUCACGCCAAAGGACAGCACACAACUCGAGCUGAGCGUGUUGGCCAGCGGGAAGGUCUUUGUCAGAGAUGUUCUGCGACCAGGGACAUUGGAGCUCUGGGGCGCCAUCAAAGAUGGCACGCAUCGCAACGAUAUGGUUAUCAUCAGGCUAACUCGCGGAGUGUAUGGAGGGGAAGCUGUCUUGUGCCAGAUCCACCUAGAAAACAUUGGCGACUUCCAAAAGCCGGCAACUGAAGUUUUGGAUGGGUUCAAGGUAAACACUGCGCUGCAGUAUCAAGUCUUGACAGAAAUCCUGACUUCUCUUGGCCUCGAUUGCCAACAAACACAAAACCCCCUAGCACCGACUCCAGUUUACCUUCUGGCCACCUCUCAGGAGGCCAAAGCUAAAUUUGUUCAGUGUUUAUCCACGCACUUAAACCAAGACGGUCUGGUGGUGACAUCAAAGGCCUCCCUGAGGAUAGUAUCCAGUCCUGCGCUACAAGAUGCUGCUUUUGCGCACGACUGCUCUCUUCCCCUCGUCACCGAUGGGCCCGAGUCACAGAGCUGGGCCAACUUCUGUUUGGAUACCUAUGGUAACAACCUGACAACAGUUCUGCUGGGGCAUACUUUGCUGUAUGCGGAGGUUGUUUCAUCCACCAUGGAUCUGGUUGAAGGACUUAAUCUGCAUUUACCCGAAGAUGUUGGCUUGAUAGUCAUAGCUGCUCAACAAAGUCAGGGCAAAGGACGGGGAAGAAAUACCUGGCUCAGCCCUCUUGGUUGUGCCAUGUUCACGCUAUGUGUCCAGAUAAAGCUGAAUUCCAGGCUUGGCAAGAGCAUCUCCUUUCUGCAGCACCUGGCUGCUCUCGCUGUCAUCGAAGCUGUGCGCACGCUUCCUGGAUAUGAGAAUAUUGACCUGCGGGUGAAGUGGCCCAACGACAUCUACUACGGCCGUCGGCUGAAGCUCGGAGGUGUUCUUGUGACUUCCACUGUCACGGGUUCAACUUUUCAUCUACUAAUGGGAUGUGGCUUCAAUGUGAGCAACAGUAAUCCAACAGUGUGCAUCAAUGACCUAAUCCAGCAGUACAACAUUGAGCACAACUGCAAGCUGCAAGCCCUUAACUGUGCACAACUUAUUGCCCGGACAGUCAGCUGCCUAGAGGCCUUCAUAGAGCGCUUUCAGCGCCAUGGUGCAGAAGCAAUUUUGCCAGUCUACUACAAAAGAUGGCUUCACAGUGGAAGUCUGGUACAUCUUUGGAGUGAGAGUGGACCAGAAGCUGAGGUGGUGGGUCUAGAUAGCAAUGGCUUUCUUCAAGUCCACAGUACGACGGCGGGUUUUAUGUCAGUGGAGCCUGACGGAAACUCAUUUGACAUGCUGAAGAACCUGGUGGUCAUCAAGCAGCAUUAGGACCAAAAACAACUUGUUUUUGAUAGAUAAGAAGGUGCAUUUAUUUACAACUGUGAUUACUCAUUGUGUAACUUUGUUUUUGCUACCUAAUGUCACACCGUGUGGUAAGGUGUGCAAAACUGCUUUUAACUGAUCAUAGCCCCAUUUCCUUGAUUUUAAAACUUCCAAUCAAGGGGUGUCAAAAAAGUGGAAAUUUAACUCCAAACUGUUAAA